CGUGUGAAUCAUGACAGGGUACAAACUUGAGCCGACUGCGAGCUGGGGUAGGCUAGGUCGUUUCACGUCUCAGGCCCUCGGAGGAAGCCGAUAGAGAAAGGGGUGAAUUUGCUGUUAAAAAGGCAAAUCCAGGAGGCAAAUCCAGGAGGGUGGCAGGCGAACAUAACAAAUGAUUCUACUCGUUCACAAAGAGACAGGCGUGGUUAGAAACUCCGAUCAAGAAUAGGCCUAUAAGCGUUCUGAGCUUUGAUCAAUGCUGGGAAUAAUAUUUAGAUGUUGAUCCGUAAUUGAUUUCUUUAUUGUGUAUAAAAUAUAGAAAUAGGAUAUAUAUAUAUUUUUUUUUACAAAUUAGGAAAUAUUACCCAGGUCCGGAUCGGAUCUCGUCCUCAUAUGUAGUUACAGCUCUGUGUGCAGGUUAUGCUUUUAAUAUGACUGAAGGCUCUACUACCGACUGAAGCGAUGCGCUCGCCUUCAACCACCAAUUUCACGGCACUGUUUGUUUGCGCAUGGCCAGUCGCUCUGGAGGUCUUUCCGUCUCACUCGCAACCGGCAUCUUUGUACAAAAAAAAAUAUUAUCACUGGUGCGUCAACACCUGGGGUGUUCAGCAAAAUAAUUAAGGGCGGCAUAAUUUAACGACAUGAGCAGAUCCACUGAAUGUCGAUGGAGUCUGUGAAUGCCGUAGAGCUCCAUGAAUUGGGGGAUGGGGACAAGCGCGCUGCCUGCGAGGCCGCUACAACUCCGGGACAAGGACCUCGGACAGCGCCCAGAGCUGGAAUCGAGAACACGUCAUAUCAGGAAGAAGAGCACGAGAUGAGGUUCAGUGACCCAGCCAGCUCGAGUGUUCAUCGGUCCAUGUCUAAUGAUAGGGGCUACCAGACACAACCCCAGCCUUUCCAGCGAAAUGAGCUGUCACCCAGGUCUGAGGAGGGCCAUGUGACUGACUUCAAUGACCAUUCUGUCGACUAUGGGUUCAUAUCUGCCCUGGUGUUCUUGGUGGGUGGAAUAGUACUGGUAAUCAUUGCAUACACCAUCCCUCGAGAGGCUAAGGUCAACCCAGACCUGGUGUCAGCUCGUCAGAUGGAGAAACUGGAGAUGUACUACGCACAACUGGGCUCGCACCUCGACAAGUGUAUCAUAGCAGGCCUGGGACUGUUGACUCUAGGGGGGAUGCUCUUGUCCAUCUUGCUAAUGGUGUCCAUAUGCAAAGGUGAGCUGUACCGCCAGAGGACUUUUGUCCAACCCAGGAAGACGUACGGGUCGAUUCACCUGCGGAUGAGACAGUUGGGCGAGGGGGGAGAAUCUAUUGUUGAAUGUGAACCUAGUCACACUGGCACCACAGCUCCAGCCACAAGUACAAAUGGAACAGAGAUGUCCAGUGGGACCCGACAGGAGUAGCACAAUCUGAGCACGUUUCUAUCCACAGACUGUGUGAAGGGUUGUAAUCAUUGCUUGAGGGGCUUUGUGAAAAGUGAAGAAAGCAAGGUAAGCUGAAUGUGGUUAAGACUAAGAGCACAUCUGGAACUACACAUCAUGUAUUGUUGGAUGUAGGAUCAAAUCAGAGACUGAGAUGGAUCUGAAAAGCACAAUGGGCAUCCUUGAGGAACUCAUUGUAUAGGCUAACUUGACAUGCUGUAAACAGAUGGCUAUCAGCAUCUUUUCAAGACUUGAAUAUAUGUCUGGAUAAUAUAUUUAUCACAUUGUUAAUGAACAAAACAUAUACAAUAUGUAUAGGCCUACAAAUGCUGUUGUUGUUAUUAUUAUCAUGUAAGGAUACAAUGCCUUAAAAAGUUGGUCACUGUAAAUUGUGUACACAUAUGCUAACAUACUAAGCUCAUGUGAGCCAAUAAGCCAAGUUAAAUAUGUAGCAACUCACUGGAGCGACUUAACCUGUUGGUUGUUAUUAUAACGUGGUCUUGGCAAGAAUAUACAGCAGCACAAACAAAAACAUCUAAGCAAGUGAAAUGUUAGAUAUGCAUCAGAGGCUUUGGGACAGGUUUUUGCUGAAU
Salmo salar (Atlantic salmon) is the source of this 2007-nucleotide messenger RNA. RefSeq names its product transmembrane protein 74B (gene tmem74b). The record is from RefSeq and is a predicted model, not a curated record. Lineage: Eukaryota; Metazoa; Chordata; Actinopteri; Salmoniformes; Salmonidae.